Molecule: messenger RNA, 849 nt
Organism: Williopsis jadinii
Lineage: Eukaryota; Fungi; Ascomycota; Saccharomycetes; Phaffomycetales; Wickerhamomycetaceae
Gene: CSI2
Product: Csi2p
Exons: 1
Coding region: 1-849 (282 amino acids)
Cellular component (GO): cellular bud neck; fungal-type vacuole
Source: RefSeq, a predicted model, not a curated record
AUGGUUAUCAGAACGGUGUUAGUUACAGACCAUGUGGUCAAGGCUGCGAGCUCGGCCAACACAACCAUAAGCACAGUGGAGUCUACAAGCUCGAUGCCAAUAAUUACAGCAACUUCUUCCAGUACGAGUGUCUCCUCCUUGUCAUCAUCAUCAACAACGUCUUUCGUGGUGCAGGUACCUGAAGGUAAGAACCCGUUUAUUCAAUCAUACACGCUGCCCUCUCAGCUGGUCUUCAUCGUUGUUGGUGCUGUUCUGGGGGCGUUCUUCAUCAGUAUUAUACUUGCCAGGAUGAUUAUCUGGCACAGAUCGAGCAAUAAGGCAAAGAAGGCUCAUCCUUUCAUCGUCAACUCCCUCCCGGACCCGGAUCCAUCCUUGUUCCACGACAAGAAGAGCAUCGCGCCGUCCAUAUACUCGCUCAACUCCUCCAGCACAAUCAACGUGCUUGGCUCGGUCUCUACUGAAGACCUCCUGGUCAACAGUGGUGCCCAGGGAAGAUCUUACAGGACGGCUCUGGCAAGAGCUUCAAGAAGCUCUCUGUUUAUAUCUCCUACUGAGAUGAUUGCACUGGCAGACUAUGACAAGCCAGAUGAUUCAUACCUUAGCUGGGAUAACUCGCCUAUAGAGUCACCGCACACAGCCAACUUCACCUUACAAUCAACGCCAUCAACGCUGGAUCCUGAGAAGGAUGCCGGUAACAUCGCAGGGCACAUGUGGAAGACUACAGGGACGCCAAAGAGACCACCAAGCGUACACAUGGAGAUGAUGUUUGAUGAUGAUCUCAAAGACAUCAUCAACUCAUCAAACAGUUCGGAUAACAGUUCGAUUGAGGACCUAAACGAAAAGGUAUAA